CGCACGGCCACAUGUGGCUGUACAGGACAAAGAGACAGCAAGCCCGACUUGAUAUUUUGUGGAGCCUUGGUUUCUGAAGCUUUAGCAUGCCAUGCGUGACGCCAAAACCACCCGCGCGCAUCAUCCUCGUUCGCGUCACAUCUCCAUUGAACAUUGCUAGACACCCACUAGCCGCGUGCAACCGACCGCAAUGGCCGACUACGAUAGACGCCAGUCUAGUGGUUACGGAAAUCGCAAAAGGCGAUACAGAGAUGACGACGAUAACUACGAUCGCCGGCAGCAGCGCCGAAGGAUUGACUCUGCGCCUGUGCCUGUACGUCUUCGCCGGCAGCUUCUGGGCAUUGCCGAUUCCCCGCUGCGGGACUGGGGCACCGAGGUCCAGUCCAUCGCACGGAUGAUUACAGACAACCACGAUGACGAGCAGCUGCGCAAUACCUUUCUCGACCUCGCGAUGCAGCUGGCCGUCGAGCAGCCGCUGAAGACUCCAUUCGUAGCUGGCGUGGUUCUGGUUGCAAACGCCACCAACCCCGAGCUCGCGGCGAAGACUCUCGGCCGUCUUUCGCAGGCAAUCGACAGCAACAUCUCGCAAGGGGAGUGGCGGCAGGUCAAGCUCCUUCUCAAGUUCCUGGCAUGUCUCCAGCCGUGCUUGGAAGGCGAUGGCGUGUUUCCGCUGCUCGAGGAGCUAUUCAGCCGAGCAGCCGACUUGCAAACGGCGAGCUCCGACGACACUAUUGGCACGGAGCUCGUUAAAAUUAUUCUCCUGACAAUCCCGUACGCCAUGGCGGCGGCACCGGAGCAAUUUCAACAGAAGGCGGCGGAUCUGAUGGAGAAGACCGACAUCAUCGCGUCGGAACCACACGCGCUCCAGGCACUGGUGGACCCCUACCAUCCCGAGGGCAAGCAGGAGAGCCCAUCGGCAACACUGAGCCUGUGCAUGCUGCUGCAGAAGCAGCUGCAGGCCGAGGCGUCCAAGAGCUGGGAGCUUGCUUGCCUGCCUCGCCCCUGGCAGCUACCGCUGGAGGAGAUCGAGGCCCAAGACAAGGUCGCCAACGCAACGAAACACGCUCUGCCAUCCAUCACUGUCCCGGCUACGGUGAUUGCGGGUCCUCGUCCGCUUUUCCCGGAGGUCUGGCUCUCCGUCUACUCCGAGCAAGACGUCGAGUCGGUGCCGGGGACCUCCACGCUGGCUUCGUCACUGAUCCGAGACGGCCUCGUUGACACCAUCAACGUGCUCGAUUUCAACAGGCACGCUGUUGCUAGAUACCUCACGGAUCUUGACUGCUACUUUGCCGAUGGCACGUUCGUCAAGCGCGCGACGCCGUUCGACGAGCUGCGGAAUUUCCCCACUGGCCGCAACACGUGGAAGCCAGAAGACGUGGCCGUUGAUACCGUCUUUUCACAGCUCUUCCAGCUGCCCAAGCCUGAGCGCAAGGUCGUUUAUUACCACUCUGUACUGACAGAGGCCUGCAAGCUUGCUCCGGCUGCCAUCGCGCCAAGCCUCGGCAGAGCUAUAAGAUAUCUCUACCGGAACAGCGCGCGACUGGAUUUGGAGCUCAGCUAUCGGUUCCUUGACUGGUUCUCCCACCAUCUCAGCAACUUUGGCUUCACCUGGAAGUGGGCUGAGUGGGAGGAAGACACGGACCUCCCUGAGCUACAUCCUCGGACGUGGUUCCUGAUCGGAGCGUUGGACAAGGAGGUCAGGCUUAGCUUCGCGCCGCGCAUUGAAAAGACCGUCCCUGAGCCGUACAAGAAGCUCAUCGGCCCCGAGAAGGAGAAGGACGUCCCGGAUUUCAAGUACAAAAAUCCUGCAACGCCAUUCUCUGCCGAGGGUAUGGAGAUUGGCGCCAUGCUUCGACGCAAGGCACCCGAUGAAGAGUUCCAGUCCGUCAUUGACAGCAUCCAGACGCAGGCCAACGCGCAGGCUCUGGACCCCGUCGUGGCUAGCACAGAGGUUUUUAUGACGGCCGUGUGUUGGGUGGGUUCCAAGUCCCUUAGCCAUGUUCUGGCCUGUAUCGAUCGGACCAAGGGCAGGCUGAUCGAUGCCGGCUCUGCGUCGCCUGCCGCUCGGGCGCAGAUCGUGUCGGCCGUUAUGGACUACUGGCAUGCGCACCCGGGCGUGGCGCUGAGCAUCAUCGAGAAACUGCUCAACUACGCGAUCCUAACACCGUACUCCAUCGUCGACUGGGCCCUUGCGGGUAGCACGCCCAUCAACGGCGCGGAUGGCGGCGAGUCCCUCGGCCGGCCGCACAUCUUCGAGCUCGUGUCCAAUACCGUCGCCAAGGUGAGCGGCCGCGUGCGCCACCUCCUCAUCUCGCCCGACACGGACGAUGAGACGCGCGAAAGAGAGGUCAAGGCCAUGCAGGAGCUGUUCCGUGUGGCCAACGACGCGCUCGCCAGUUGGGCGGGCGGCAGCAAGGACGAGCUCAUGGAGGAGGGCGACGGCUCAAGCGACAAGGAAGCCGCGAUCCGCCGCUGGGGCCAGCGCUGGCUGAGGGUGUACCAGCGCCUGGCGGCCAUUGAGGACGCGUUUGCGUUGGAGGCGUCCAAAGCCAAGGCGGACAAGAUGGAUACUGCUGUCGCGGAUGGCGUGGAUGGUGCUUGAUGACACGGCGGAUGUUGUUGCAUCUUCGCCUGGUUUGCUUCAUCGUUGCUUUGGUCGUUGCUUUGCGUUUCAGAGCCCGCCACAGGAUGGGGCCCGGUAAGGUUUCCGCAAGGGCAGGACUGGGGAGGGGCCAAAAUAGGAUUGUACAAUAAUCUUUCAGUCUGGCAGGGGCCGCGUUUAGAAAACGUUGCC
Purpureocillium takamizusanense is the source of this 2794-nucleotide messenger RNA. It is a transcript of the gene cbc1, whose product is annotated as Nuclear cap-binding protein subunit 1. Gene Ontology annotation, molecular function: mRNA binding; RNA cap binding. Lineage: Eukaryota; Fungi; Ascomycota; Sordariomycetes; Hypocreales; Ophiocordycipitaceae. The transcript is spliced from 4 exons. Gene Ontology annotation, biological process: nuclear-transcribed mRNA catabolic process, nonsense-mediated decay; mRNA export from nucleus. Bases 191 to 2602 code for a protein of 803 amino acids. The record is from RefSeq and is a predicted model, not a curated record. Gene Ontology annotation, cellular component: nuclear cap binding complex; nucleus.